CUGCUCAAGAAUUCCAUAUUCGAUUGAAGUCAGAGGUGCUUCAUGUGUUGUAAUGCCGCAAGCGAGUUUGAAUUGUAAAGGAUGUCUGGCAUACGGCCCUAUGGUUAAGAUUAGUGUAAAGAGAUUAGUCAUCUUUGUUAAAGAGAUUCAGAGAUAUGCUCAUCGUGAGUGGUCUGGCCCAGUAAAGCCCGCCCGGUUUGUCGCCAAACCAUGCCAUAUGCAA
Dentiscutata erythropus is the source of this 223-nucleotide messenger RNA. The record is from the annotation of a GenBank genome assembly. Lineage: Eukaryota; Fungi; Glomeromycota; Glomeromycetes; Diversisporales; Gigasporaceae.